GCAUCACUCGCUAGUUUCCUCUCGUCGCUGCUGCUGCUGCUGCGCUGCAACAACGUCUUGCUUGCACCUUUGCACUGUCACUCGCUUUGUGUAAGGGCAAUCAUAGCAGGAUGCGCACAUUCGCUCGUUUAUAUGUGCCUGCCUUGUUCGCCAUUGGCGUAGAAUCCAAAGCCAAACAUGUAAUCCGUGACCUCUUUUCUUGGAAUGCUCCCCUUCCUCCGGUUGAGGCUCCACAUGAGGAGUGGCACGCCCCCGAAGCCCCACAGCCUGCAUCUCCUCCCCUCGCUCCAGGCAAUGCUCAAGGUGCUGCAUUGCCCGUGACACUUGCUCCUCAUUUUGUCGCAAGCCCUGGAUACGCACCAAUUCCGCCCGGUCCCAAGCCUUCAGGUCCAAUAUACACAAAUACGACGCCUACAAGCAGCCCGACGCCAGUAGCACAUACAGUAAUCACUUAUACUCCUCCUUUGCCACAACCCCAUAUCCCACAGGUUACCCCAGCCAACCAAACGACGUGUUCCACAGGUAACUCGUCGUGCACAGGCUGCUUGCUUGCAGCCAAACUUCCUAUAACCACUUGGUUCAAUCCUGCCGGGCUUUUCGAACGCUGGACUAGCACAGUUGUGACCGAGACCAUCGUUACUGAGUACAUCACCUACUUGAACAACGGCACCAUCGACACGGUCGUUACCCAGGAGCACACUGUCAAUCAAACAAAAACCGUAACAGGCAGUAACGAUGAAAUCAUUACUCACACUACGCCCACGUUCACUGUAGAGGUUACGGAUGGGGUACGCCUCCAAUUCGAUGCAGGACCCACCUACGUUAUCUACAACCAUAUCUUUGGUGGGCCUGACCAAUCUUUCCGUUUGGGCUUUGCCCAGAGCAACGAGACUCUCACGACAUGUGUUCCCAAGCAGGCUUCACUCAAAGAUUGGGAGCCACCCAGGACUGCACUACAAGAUUGGGCAUAUUUCGUAGUAACGCACACGGAACCACUGCAGACAAGCACUACAAGCCAAUCCGAUUUCCCGUUGCCCACCCAGGUCCUCCAAUACCUUGAGCAAGAGCCAGCCGUUCAGUCGCAAUUUCCGGGCCUGGAUCUUGCUUCAUGUUCCUUUACCACUCCCAGUAUCAGUAAUUCCCUCCAGCUAUCCUUAGGCCUUCCUGUUGCCCCUCCGUUUCCUCCUCCUGCUGCCCAGCCUCCGCCCACGUCUCAACCGGUAUUGGCAUCGCCAACAACAUCGACUUUCCUCUCGACAACGUACGAGUCUACGUCCGUUUAUAUCACGGUGCGAGGUUGUUUGAGGUGCCUCUCUGACUCACCGGUGUCGCUCAAAGCUGAUCUGCCUUCGCCAACUCCUGCGGGCAAACCCGAUAUACAUGACUUUGUACUCCCGCCAAACGAGCUCAACCAACCAAGUGACAACAUACCCAGACCUUUAAAUAUGCCUAGACCAACCUCAAAUAUGCCUGGACCGAUUGCAAGCCCAGCUGGACAAGUCCCAGGUCAGUCUGGUAGACCAGAUCACCAAGAUCAAGGCUUUCCGGAUUGGCUUCUUCCGGUGAUCGUCGUUGGAGGCCAAACACUCAGACCAGGGCAAACUCAAACCGUCGAUGGAGUCCCUAUUAUCAUUCCCGGGAACGGUGAGGGAGCAAGGAUUGUUGUGGGCGGUAGCACAGUUGCUCUCGAUGCAGCGGCAACACCAGCACCUCCCGUUCUCACUGUCGGUGGGGGAACAAUCGCCGCCAAUCCACAAGGAGAGUUUGUCUUCGGAACGGAAACUUUGAAGCCAGGAGGCCCUCCGGUCAUUGUCAAUGGAAACACUGUUAGUCUUGGCCCUGGUGGUGUUGCCGUUGUCAACGGCGUCACACAGACUAUUACUGCUGGGCCUCCGCCCUCUAUUACCGUUCCUCCUGCAUCGGUUGUAGGUGAUCAUACCAUAUUUACGACAAUAGUUGGAGGCGUGACGGUCGGUGUUGUAGAGCCUGGUCAAGCGGUAGGCGCAGGCAGUUGGGUUAUGGUUGAUGGCCAAGCAGCUUACGUACCCGCUCCUGGCCAAACUCUUACGCCCGGUGGCGUUCUUACCCUGGCCGGAAUAACAUACUCUCUGCCUCAAGGCGCACCAGCCGGUGUUGUUGUGAUCAAUGGUCAAAUAGCCUACGUACCCGCUCCUGGCCAAACCCUCACGCCCGGCGGCGCUCUCACAAUUUCGGGAACUACAUAUUCCAUGCCCGAGGGUGCACCAGCCGGUGUUGUUGUAAUCAACGGCGUUACAUCUACCGUGACUCCUGGUGCUGUUAUAACACCUGCUCCUGCGCUGACGAUCAACGAUAUCACGUACACACAAACAGUAAGAGAUGGAACAACAGAGUACGUGUUAGGCAAUGGCACGACGCUUGUACCUGGUUCUACGGUUGAAAUGGAUGGAACAACAUACUCUCUGGACAAAUCAGGUACAGCUUUGAUUAUCAACGGCCAGACGAGCACUGUGAAUAGUCUCCCGAAGAGUAACAGUGCAACCACUACCAGCUCAAGCAUGGCAUCUGUAACGACAAGUCGUGGCGCUGGCGAUCUUAUUGCGAGUGGUGUAGGCCAAACCAGCAAAGGUGUUGGUACCUCAGUACAGCAUGCAGGCAUCGAUAGAUGGGUUGAAAGCUUAAUCGUUGGCGCUGCAGGUUGGUUGCUGGUGUUAUUUUAA
Molecule: messenger RNA, 2699 nt
Organism: Bipolaris maydis ATCC 48331
Lineage: Eukaryota; Fungi; Ascomycota; Dothideomycetes; Pleosporales; Pleosporaceae
Source: RefSeq, a predicted model, not a curated record